This is a messenger RNA of Trifolium pratense (red clover), 676 nucleotides long. RefSeq names its product RING-H2 finger protein ATL48-like. The record is from RefSeq and is a predicted model, not a curated record. The transcript is spliced from 2 exons. Bases 180 to 434 code for a protein of 84 amino acids. NCBI's taxonomy places the organism in Eukaryota, Viridiplantae, Streptophyta, Magnoliopsida, Fabales, Fabaceae.
GAGUUGAGUUGAGUUGAGAGGCAUCAAACCAAACAAAAGAAAAAAGUGUUCGUUUGGAAUAGCGCGAGACCGACUUCGUAUAUAUUGAUUGCGUGGAUACAUUCUGGUUUGGUUGGAAUUUUGAUAAUCGAUUUGGGUAGUAAUUCGGAGCUUCAUAAUCGAUUUUGAUAAUAAUCAAGAUGGGUAGUAAUUCGGAACCCGCUUUUGAAGAUUUUCUUCAAGAGAAGAAGCGCGUUAGGAACCCUUACGUUCCCGUAGGCGCACUUAUUACUGCCGGCGUACUAACGGCUGGUUUAAUCAGCUUUAGACGAGGUAAUUCUCAAUUAGGCCAGAAGUUAAUGAGGGCUCGUGUGGUUGUCCAAGGUGCUACAGUGGCGCUAAUGGUUGGCACUGCCUAUUAUUAUGGAGACAAUCCUUGGCAACAAACAAAAUAAACAUAGCUAACUAACAAUCAAAGCUAAACUUUGUAAUUGUUUGUUUCUUGCUGGUUUUAGUUUUGUUUAUGUGAAUUGAAAUUUGUUCAUUUGAGGACAAAACCCUUGCUCACGUCUUACUUUCGAAACAUUUUAUUUCAACUCAUAAUAAUUAGAUUCUUAUAUGGAUGUAUUCUGAUAUAUACUAUAGUUCUUUGAAUGAAAUAAACGACUCUCGGUCGACUGUUGCUGUCUUGAGGAAA